Messenger RNA from Polypterus senegalus (gray bichir), 1946 nucleotides. It is a transcript of the gene gpr61l, whose product is annotated as G protein-coupled receptor 61-like. The coding region runs from base 166 to 1455 and encodes 429 amino acids. Gene Ontology annotation, molecular function: G protein-coupled receptor activity. NCBI's taxonomy places the organism in Eukaryota, Metazoa, Chordata, Cladistia, Polypteriformes, Polypteridae. Gene Ontology annotation, biological process: G protein-coupled receptor signaling pathway. Gene Ontology annotation, cellular component: plasma membrane; signaling receptor complex; endosome. The transcript has 2 exons. The record is from RefSeq and is a predicted model, not a curated record.
GACAGCCCAGCACCACCGUCACGGAGAUGAAGAGCAGCGGCAGCUACUGGUGACCGUCUACGUUCAUUCCGGCACUUGUGACGGACCGGGAGCGCACCUGACUCGGAGUCCAGUACCUGAUUAUGACGAAGCUGAUGAGGAGUCGGCACAGGGAGACACCAGAGGAUGGAGACUUGCAGCUUCUUUGGGGGACAACUGAGUGAUGGGAGCAGCAAGAACCACAGUGCUCCGCUCUGGAUGGGCCACUCCGCCGCUGCCUCUGUGCAACUGGAAAUGCUGGCCAGCAAGCCAUUCAGAGCCAUGGACCUGCUGGGCACUGGCCUUAUGGCACUCAUUGGGAUCGUUGCCAUCCUGGCUAACCUGGCUGUGGUGAUGGUCACCUUUAAAUCUCCACAGCUAAGCAAAUUUGCCUUUGUGUGCCACUUGUGUGUGGUGGACCUCCUGUCUGCCAUCUUGCUCAUGCCCCUUGCCGUUGUUUCCAGUUCGCCACUUUUCCGUGACACAGUGUUUGGCUUCCCAGAGUGCCAGAUCUUCAUCUUCUUAAAUGUCUGCUUGAUAUGUGCGUCCAUCCUUACUGUCACCGCCAUCAGCAUUGAGAGGUAUUAUUAUAUCAUCCAUCCGAUGAGGUACGAGGUGAAGAUGACCUUCCGGCUCGCUGUCACCAUCAUCAUUUUCAUAUGGAUAAAGUCGGUUUUAUUGGCUUCUGUUCCUUUGCUGACUUCUCCGGCUUCCAAAAGUCAAAAUGGCACAAACGCCAAUCACUGUCCCUUGGACUGGCGCUCCACCGAUUACAGGAGAGUUUUCAUUGUGGCCUUCAGCAUCUUUUGCUUCUUCUUGCCAGUUGUAAUCCUCACGGUCGUCUAUUACAGUAUCUUCAAGGUGGCGAGACUGGCAGCUCAGCAGUGCCGCCCUUUUCCUUCCUGGGCAUCUGCCCCAAAGACUCGCUCAGACUCCAUCAACAGCCAGACAACCAUCAUUGCCAGACGGAGCUUCCCACACCGACUGUCUGCAGAGCGAGUCCUAGGGAGCAGUAAGGCGGCACUCACCUUGGUCAUCACUGUGGGACAGUUCCUGCUGUGCUGGUGCCCCUACUUUACCAUGCACCUCCAUUCCCUCAUGGCUGGCGAGUCCAGAGUCCCAGGCAGUGUGGAGACGGCCACCCUCUGGCUGGCGUAUUCCUCCUUUGCCCUGCAUCCUUUUCUCUAUGGACUGUUGAAUCGGCAGAUAAGACAGGAACUGGCAAAGCUCAGGCGAUGCUACGUGUCUGAUCCAUCAGAGCUAGGCCUGCCCAGCCGUGAAGGCUCCGUCCACGAGAACGUCCAUCAGUUCUUGCAAAGGUCUGGCUGCAUGGCUGAAGCUCAGUCGAGCUGUGCCACCGUCAGCCCCGGGAUCAACGGUACAUGGGAUACACAGAGGGUUCGGAUUCCCGGUCAGAUCCCGGAGGAGUUCAUUUAAAACACGGUGGCAUCCCAUGGGCCUGAUGAGGAGAUCAGCCAGCACUGUAGAAGUUUGGGAGGGCAAGGUCUGAGCUUGGGUGGGGGGGAUUGGCCUGCAGGGGCUGCAUCCUUUAAAAAGGACAAGUUGGUGAUGGCAAAGGGAACGGAAAAUGGGCGUCGGGGAAUUUGUAGGCAAAGGCUUUUGACGCCAAGCAAUAAGAAAUGUUUGGAAUGAGAAACUGUGGAAACGGGGCUGGUGUUUGAUUAAUUACAAGACAUGGGGGGCACAGGGGGGCAACUGAAAUCAAACAAAGUCUCCAAGGCAGGACUUCUGACUCUGGGUGUCGUGUCAUGCAAGAGGCACCAAGAAUACCGAGAUGAGAUCCCCUGAGAUCAUCGGGCCAGAUUACUGAGGUGGCCUCUCUGGUAAAUUAAAGUCUUUAAAAUCUACAAUAUAGUGCCUUUCACGUCUAUCUGUCUAUCUAUUAUAUAGCGCCUUUCACUUCUAUC